GCACCCAGCAUGGAGGGAAAUCGGCGGGGUUUAGGACCCGGCGGGACGCGCGGUACAAUAGAGCUGUUGUGCCGUGGUGGUGGACAGAUUGCAACCCUGGAGAUUCCCACUGAGGUGGGAUACAAAAAAACUACAUUUAAUCUAUAGCUAGGACCAGAGGCUCUGUUUCUUAGGUGUGCGUUUAAAGGUGUGUCUGGGCGGAUAUGUGGUUGGUAUAACGAGGACAAGCAGCGCGUGGACUGAAGGAUGUUACAGGAUGAAACGUCUCAGGUCCUCAAGCAGCAGUGACAGCAGUUCUGACAAUGAGAGUCCCUCAACCUCCUUCUGCUCCUCCAACAAGUAUGGCAGUAAACCUGGAACCCCAGCCUCCAACCCAAAGAAACCGGCUGAAGUGUUCAGAAAAGACCUGAUCAGUGCCAUGAAGCUGCCAGACUCUCACCAUGUCUCCCCAGAGGACUACUACCUGUUGGCAGACACCUGGAAGCAGGAAUGGGAGAAGGGGGUUCAGGUGCCAGCAAGUCCAGACACCAUUCCAGAGCCGUCAGUCAGAAUUAUUGCGGAGAAGCCCAAGGAAGUCCUUUACUCCCACCAGAAGAAGUACAUCCAGUGCUCCUCCCAGGAGUCAACUGAACCAGGUUAUGUCAACAUCAAAGAGCUGGCAGAGGCCAUGUGUCGCUAUGAUCUGGACGACACGGACCUCUACUGGCUGCACGCGCUCAACCGAGAGCUCGACCGCAUGGGGGAGGAGCCCAUAGACGAGCUAACGAUGGAGCGCGCCAUGGAGGCCCUGGAGAGGCAGUGCCAUGACAACAUGAACCACGCCAUCGAGACGGUGGAGGGUCUUGGGAUCGAGUAUGACGAGGAUGUUAUCUGCGAUGUGUGCCGCUCCCCUGACAGCGAAGAAGGGAAUGACAUGGUGUUCUGUGACAAGUGCAACAUCUGUGUGCACCAGGCCUGCUACGGCAUAGUCAAAGUGCCUGUUGGAAACUGGCUGUGCAGGACGUGUGUCCUCGGCAUCGACCCGCAGUGCCUUCUGUGUCCCCAGAAGGGCGGUGCCAUGAAGGCCACACGUGCAGGCACCAAGUGGGCACAUGUAAGCUGUGCCCUGUGGAUACCAGAGGUGAGCAUCGCUUGUCCCGAGAGGAUGGAGCCCAUCACCAAAGUCUCCCACAUCCCACCCAGCCGCUGGUCUCUCAUCUGCAGUCUGUGUAAACUGAAGACAGGUGCAUGUAUCCAGUGCUCUGUAAAGAACUGCACCACUCCUUUCCAUGUGACAUGUGCCUUUGAGCACAGCCUGGAGAUGAAGACCAUCUUGGAUGAAGGGGAUGAAGUGAAGUUCAAGUCUUAUUGCCUCAAGCACAGCAAAUCUAAAUCUGGGGAGGCCAGCCUGAGCCCUGCUCGCUCUAAACCACCCGGCGAGGCGGGCAAGGUGGGCCAGCGGGCACAGAGACUGCAGGAGCUGGAGGAGGAGUUCUACACUCUAAUCCAGCUGGGUGAGCUGGCCCAGGACCUCGGGCUGUCAGAGCGCCUGGCCGACUUUAUCUAUCAGUACUGGAAGCUGAAGAGGAAAAGUAACUUUAACAAAGCUCUGCUGCCCCCUAAAGAGGAGGAGGAGAACCUGGUGCUGCAGCCUCAGGAGGACAGCAUCCACACACGCAUGCGGAUGUUCAUGCACCUGCGGCAGGAUUUGGAGAGGGUAAGGAAUUUGUGUUACAUGGUGAGUCGGCGGGAGAAGCUGAAGCUGUUGCAGAGUAAAGCCCAGGAGCAGAUGUUCAACUUGCAUGUGAAACUCAUGAACCAGGAGCUGUCGUCUGGUCUUCCUGCUUCAUUUCCAGUGGAGAAUAUGCUGUUUCGUCCUCCUCCACGGAUAACUCUAAAGCUGAAGAUGCCCAAAGCCUCAAGUCUUGGAAAUGGAAAUCCCAGUUCCAAAUCUGGUAACGGGCCGCUCUGUCCGGACAACAGUGGGAAUGUUACUGAGCAUUUAGGUGAAGGGCUGGGACAGGGGAAGCCUCAGCUGCACGGUCGUGGUCGGAGAGACGAGCGCUCCAAUGGCCGACUGACUUCCUCAAGCCACUCGAACAGUCCAAUGCCACCUGUUAAACCAACCGGCAAACCUCUAGCCCUGCAUGCUGCGCUCCACGGCCACUCCUCCAACAGCAAUGGCAAACUGGACCAAGACCGAGCAUGCGUGGCCAAAUCCAACGGUCUCUUAGAUAAGUUUGUGGCUCAGAGGGACAGUUCUUGCCAGACACCCAGCAACCAGGACGCUUCAAAUGAGGCUUUAGACAAGAGCAGCUUUCGUAAGUCUGCCAUGGAGCACUUUGGCAGGUCAUUCAAAGAGGCAACCAUUAACUUGGUACGGACCACAGAGGACCUGCGGGCCUCUGACAAACUGUCCCGUAAGGGCUCAGCCAAGGAGAGACUAUGGGCUAAACCCGUGCCUGAACACAAAGUGAAAGGUGUGCGGUCGUACCAGGACAGUGACGGAUACUGUCCCGACCUGGAGCUAAGUGACUCAGAGCCAGAGGCCAAAGGGAGGCACGGGCGGCAGGCUGGGCUGCCGCAGCCAGACGCUCCAAAGAAAGGUGUCAGUCGUGGGAAACAGUCGCUGGGCUCCAGACACCCCAUGCAAAGGUGACAGCUGUUGUUUUUUUGUUUUGUUUUGUUUUGUUUUGUAUUUUUGUUUUUCUUACCACUUACUGCCACUCUCCCAACCCUCUGGCAGUCUUCCUAAGUGCCAGCCUGUCUCUCUGAACACGUUUCUAUCAGGGACCAGACCAAGACCCAGUACUAAUGGUGCUGUACACAUGAAGCAGAAGACACAUGAAGGGUAUUGUGUUGUAUUGAUUCAUGAAGAAAACGUAGCCCUUUGUCACUGUUGGCGUAAGAGUAAUAAAUCUGUCAGUCUUCUGAGAUUAUCAUGCUUGCCUUUCAUUUGUGGCCAGCAAUACAUUUUGUACUCUGCACAACUUUGUAUUAAACAGCCCUGUUCCUCUACA
This is a messenger RNA of Lates calcarifer (barramundi perch), 2999 nucleotides long. It is a transcript of the gene jade3, whose product is annotated as jade family PHD finger 3. The transcript has 11 exons. Gene Ontology annotation, biological process: regulation of transcription by RNA polymerase II. The coding region runs from base 257 to 2638 and encodes 793 amino acids. The record is from RefSeq and is a predicted model, not a curated record. Lineage: Eukaryota; Metazoa; Chordata; Actinopteri; Centropomidae. Gene Ontology annotation, cellular component: histone acetyltransferase complex.